This is a messenger RNA of Hermetia illucens (black soldier fly), 672 nucleotides long. RefSeq lists its product as uncharacterized. The record is from RefSeq and is a predicted model, not a curated record. Gene Ontology annotation, biological process: DNA repair; telomere maintenance. NCBI's taxonomy places the organism in Eukaryota, Metazoa, Arthropoda, Insecta, Diptera, Stratiomyidae. Gene Ontology annotation, molecular function: DNA helicase activity. The coding region runs from base 1 to 672 and encodes 223 amino acids. The transcript has a single exon.
AUGCAAAUUACCGAAACACCAAUUUGCAACAUCGCCAAAAAUAGCGCAAUGGCCAAGAUCCUACAGGUAUGCAAAUUGAUUGUUUGGGAUGAAUGCACAAUGGCCCAUAAAAGGUCACUGGAGGCACUGGACAGAACGUUGAAAGAUCUUCAUGACAACCAAACUACUUUUGGUGGGGCCAUGAUUCGUCAGACUCUUCCAGUUAUUCCCCGAUCAACUGUUGCUGAUGAACUAAAUGCAUGCCUAAAAUCAUCGAAUUUGUGGCAGUAUGUGAAGACACUACAAUUAACAACUACCAUGCGAGUAUUUUUGCAACAAGAUGAAACUGCGAAUGUGUUUGCGAAGCAGUUGUUAGACAUUGGAAAUAAUAAAGUUGCAGUGGACACCUCGACCGGAUUCAUCACGUUACCCACAGAUUUCUGUCACAUCACAGAUUCAAAAGAGGAGCUUAUUCAGCAUGUUUUCCCAGAUAUAGCGCAAAAGUUCAAUAACGAUAAUUGGCUGGGUGAACGAGCAAUAUUGGCGGCUAAAAAUAAAGAUGUCGAGGAUCUCAAUGCGACCAUUCAGAAUUUUCUUCCAGGACAGUUGGUUUCCUUCAAAUCAGUCGACACCGUUAUGAACCAGGAUGACGUAAUCAACUAUCUCACGGAGUUUUUAAAUUCACACAAUUAA